Oryctolagus cuniculus (rabbit) is the source of this 5061-nucleotide messenger RNA. RefSeq names its product crooked neck pre-mRNA splicing factor 1 (gene CRNKL1). Gene Ontology annotation, biological process: spliceosomal complex assembly; mRNA splicing, via spliceosome. The record is from RefSeq and is a predicted model, not a curated record. Gene Ontology annotation, molecular function: protein binding. Lineage: Eukaryota; Metazoa; Chordata; Mammalia; Lagomorpha; Leporidae. Gene Ontology annotation, cellular component: post-mRNA release spliceosomal complex; Prp19 complex; precatalytic spliceosome.
UCCGUUUCCGGUUCCGGGAAUCCGUCGGUCGGUGGGGAAGCUUUUGUGGUGUAGGCGAGCCUCGGGGAGCCGUUUCUGUUGUCGGCGAGGGGAGCUGGUCUCCCGAGGUCCGUUGCUGCAGACAUGGCGGCGUCCACCGCGGCUGGGAAGCAGCGAAUUCCUAAAGUGGCCAAGGUCAAAAACAAAGCUCCCGCCGAAGUACAAAUAACUGCUGAGCAACUCUUGAGAGAAGCGAAAGAAAGAGAACUUGAGCUGCUUCCACCUCCACCUCAGCAGAAGAUCACAGAUGAAGAAGAAUUAAACGAUUACAAGCUAAGGAAAAGGAAGACUUUUGAAGAUAACAUAAGAAAAAACAGGACUGUAAUUAGCAACUGGAUAAAAUACGCACAAUGGGAGGAGAGUCUGAAGGAGAUUCAAAGGGCUCGCUCCAUAUACGAGCGUGCUUUAGAUGUGGACUACCGAAAUAUUACGCUCUGGCUGAAGUAUGCAGAAAUGGAAAUGAAAAAUCGCCAGGUCAACCAUGCCCGUAAUAUCUGGGACCGGGCCAUCACGACUCUGCCCAGAGUCAACCAGUUCUGGUACAAGUACACGUACAUGGAGGAGAUGCUGGGGAACAUUGCGGGUGCUCGCCAGGUGUUUGAGCGCUGGAUGGAAUGGCAGCCCGAGGAGCAAGCCUGGCACUCCUACAUCAACUUCGAGCUGAGGUACAAAGAGGUGGAGCGGGCCCGCACCAUUUAUGAACGAUUCGUCCUCGUGCACCCUGAUGUUAAGAACUGGAUCAAAUAUGCCCGCUUUGAAGAGAAACAUGCUUAUUUUGCACACGCACGGAAAGUGUACGAGAGAGCUGUUGAGUUCUUCGGAGAUGAGCAUAUGGAUGAACACCUUUACGUUGCCUUUGCCAAAUUUGAAGAAAACCAGAAAGAAUUUGAAAGGGUACGAGUGAUCUACAAGUAUGCCCUGGAUAGAAUUUCAAAACAAGAGGCCCAAGAGCUCUUUAAGAACUACACCAUCUUUGAGAAGAAGUUUGGUGACAGGCGCGGUAUUGAAGACAUCAUCGUGAGCAAACGGAGAUUCCAGUAUGAGGAAGAAGUGAAGGCCAAUCCACACAAUUACGACGCGUGGUUUGAUUACUUGCGCUUGGUGGAGAGCGAUGCAGAAGCAGACACGGUGCGGGAAGUCUAUGAGCGAGCCAUUGCCAAUGUGCCUCCCAUUCAGGAGAAGAGGCACUGGAAGCGCUACAUCUACCUGUGGAUCAACUACGCCCUCUAUGAGGAGUUGGAGGCCAAGGAUCCUGAGAGGACAAGACAGGUGUAUCAAGCCUCUUUGGAAUUAAUUCCUCACAAGAAGUUCACAUUUGCCAAAAUGUGGUUAUAUUACGCACAGUUUGAAAUAAGACAGAAAAAUUUACCAUUUGCCAGAAGAGCUUUGGGAACAUCCAUAGGCAAAUGUCCAAAGAACAAAUUAUUCAAAGGUUACAUAGAAUUGGAGCUGCAGCUUCGAGAAUUUGACAGGUGCCGGAAGCUUUAUGAAAAGUUUCUGGAAUUUGGGCCUGAAAAUUGUACCUCGUGGAUUAAAUUUGCAGAACUAGAGACAAUCCUUGGUGAUAUUGAGAGAGCUCGGGCAAUCUAUGAAUUAGCCAUCAGUCAGCCGCGCCUGGAUAUGCCAGAGGUGCUCUGGAAGUCUUAUAUUGACUUUGAAAUCGAGCAGGAGGAAACCGAAAGAACACGAAAUCUGUACCGACAGUUGCUUCAGCGGACACAGCACGUUAAGGUGUGGAUCAGUUUUGCUCAAUUUGAGUUGUCUUCAGGGAAAGAAGGAAGUUUGACUAAAUGCCGACAGAUUUAUGAAGAGGCUAACAAAACCAUGCGAAACUGUGAAGAAAAGGAAGAGAGGCUUAUGCUGCUGGAAUCUUGGCGAAACUUUGAAGAUGAAUUUGGAACUGUAGCAGAUAAGGAGAGAGUAGACAAACUCAUGCCAGAGAAGGUCAAGAAGAGAAGAAAGGUCCAGGCAGAUGAUGGGUCCGAUGCAGGCUGGGAAGAAUACUACGAUUACAUCUUUCCAGAAGAUGCUGCCAACCAGCCCAACCUCAAGCUGCUGGCCAUGGCCAAGCUGUGGAAGAAACAGCAACAGGAAAAGGAGGCUGCUGAGCAGGACCCAGAUAAGGACACGGAUGAGAGGGACCCCUGAUCUUUUCUGCAUACUGAUAAAUGUUUUAUUAUUUUUAUAAAUUAAUAGCUUGGAACUGUUGGUGACUCCCAAAGUUUUUUUUAUAUAUAUUUUACCAGUACAGAAUUGACUGGAAUCCGACAGAUACUUUUUGAAUGAUUUUUAAAAUGCUCUUGGAUUGGAAAGGUAUUUUUUAAUGGCUCUUUUUUCUGUACACAACUGAGUCCAAACUUUUCUGAUGUUUGUCCAUGUCAUGCAUUAGGAAAUGUAAUUAACCAUCUAUUUCAGAUGGACCUGCAGACUUGUACUUUUGUGUUGGAAGUUUUUGAGUUAUUUCCUGUGCUGUUUUCUUGCGCAUGUCUCUGUAAGUUCAUCUGAGACCUAUAGCUUUCCUGGCCUCUGAGUCACAGGCUUCAGGUCCCAGCGCCACUAGUAAUUUAACUUUUAUUUUUGGUUUCCUCACUCAUAAAUGGGCAAAUACUUUGACAGCUUAUUUUGAAGGUUACCAUAGAAAAGGAAUAUACCUGGCACAUAGUAAGUGCUCAAUAAAAUGUUGUGAGCCACUUUCUUUGUAGAAUUGAAUGUACUUGAAUUAACUUCUGGCUACCACUGCCUUCUUACUAGUGGCCAGAGGUAUAGGGCUUUUUUGGAAGCUUGGAAGCUAAGUUCUCCUAGCAGGCUGUAGUAUCUUCUGACACAUUAAACUCCUUGGGUUUGAGCAAGCAUAAAAACCCUUUAAGAUAACUACUUGCUAAAUAAUGAAACUUAAAUAGCACAAGACUGAUAAUAUAUCUGGUGAUAUGUCACUCACAUUCUUAAGCAAAAAACAUACGCUUAGGUGGGCUGAAGAAGUUUCAUUUAACCUGGACCACAUUUCUCAAGCAUUUUGUUCUGUUCACUGUGGCUCCAGUGCUGUAGUCACUGGACAGUGUCAGCCUCUGAGGUGUGUGUGGCUUCUGGCUCUUGCUUGCUGAGGUCUGUCUUGUCAGUAAAAAGGAAAAUAGAUUACAGUCUCUGUUGGCUAAGUCUGCAGAGAGAGCAGAGUAUGGACGUGUAAUCAGUAGCUGUUUUGUAUACACAAGACAGAAAUUGAUGACCAUGUUUGCAUAAUAGGCAGUGCCAGUAUGAAAUGCUUGGAGGAAGAAGUUACUCUUUCAUGGAAGAAUACUUCUCAUCUACCCUAUAAGUCCUUUCAAAAGUAAAAGGUUUUUAGUAACUACUACUUUUGUAUUUCUUUAGUUGCUUCUCUAGUAAUUCAUUAUUUAUAGGUGAGAAAAUUUUGUGUGAAAAAUGCAUGGUUGGCCGUUGAUCAAGUUUCUUUAGGAAUUGGGUUCUUUUUCCUCUUACAUAGUAAGUUCUUCCCAGUUACCAAAUAUAUAAAAUGUGUAAUAAGGAAGCUUAAGUAUGCUGAGCAGGGAUUAUUUCAAGGAUGCAUCGGAAACACAUUUCAUAGAGUGGCAUUUGGUGCAGUCAGACACUACUUAAGGGGGCCUGCACUCUCGAUUCCACUUUCUGCCACUGCAGAGGCUGGGAGGCGGCAAGUGACGGCUCAGGUGGUUGGGUGCAGACCUUGGGUUGAAUUCCUGGCCCCUGACUUCAGCCUGGCACAGCCCCAAUUUUGCAUGUCCCUUUCAAGAAGUUUACCACAGUGCAGACAAAAACAACCAGAUUUGUUAAAGGUCACCAUUUAGCAUGUGUUAAGUUUUAUAAAUGGCCAAAAAACUUCCAGAAAACAUCCAUAGAACCAACAAUGUAUUUUAUUAUACACCUUAGAUUUAUACAUUUCAUAUAUGCUUUUAAAGCUUCAAUUAACAAUUCAGUACAAAAUAAAAAAAUUUAUAUGUGCAGCAGUGGUUCUCAGGCACUGAAUUGGGGAGAUUGGAGCAAGUCUUUCCCUAGCACACAGUGAACAUGAGUGGAAUGCUUCCUCGACCUAGCUGCCUUUCUGAUUGGAUCUCAGUACAGUCAACAGCUUUAAUAGGUAUGAUAUUGCUAACUGGAAACAAUGCUAUUGAAAGUAUAACUUGCAGUUUCUUCACGCCUUUAAGACCUCAAUGAUUACUUUUCUCCACUAGAGCUCCAAGAUCAUCCGAUGAAAACAUUGUCCAUAACCACCUGGAGCAGCUGCCUAAGAACCACUGCCCAGGGCUAUUCAAUGUCCUCCGGCCUCACCGGAUGAGGUAAUGGGAUGAUGGAUUUCUUCUCCGUGUCCCUGGAAAGUGCUUUCCUCAUAUCUGUCAGGAAGCAAAGAUUAAUGUAAGCAGCCAGAUUCUAAAUUCAAAGUGUAGAGCUAGAAUUCUUAGACAGUCUUGUCUCCUGUCCCCUACUUUCUGAAAGAUAAUUGAGACUCCCAAUUGCAAGUAAAUCAGAUGCCAACAAACGCCCAGUAUUGGGCUCAGCAUACAAAUGUUCUAAACACCAUGCCUGUAACACAGUAAGACAACAAUCGACAGAAAUUAACCACUGAUCAGUUAAUAAAACUGCCAUUAGGUUCACAAAGGUUGGUUAGCUAUUAAGAUCAAAUAUUCUUUGAACUGUUCAAUUACUUCAGUAAGUUUAAAUCUGCUGAAUGAAUGUAGUGUUUCCACCAUAGAAGAGAACCUAGGCAGGCGCCGCCACACUGGGUUCUAUCCCGGUCGGGGCGCCGGAUUCUGUCCCGGUUGCCCCUCUUUCAGGCCAGCUCUCUGCUGUGGCCCAGGAGUGCAGUGGAGGAUGGCCGAAGUGCUUGGGCCCUGCACCCCAGGGGAGACCAGAAGAGGCACCUGGCUCCUGCCUUCGGAUCAGCACAGUGCACUGGCUGUGGCGGCCAUUGGAGGAUGAACUAACGGCAAAAGGAAGACCUUUCUGUCUCUCUCUCACUGUCCACUCUGCCUGUCAAAAAAAAAAAAAAAAGAA